CUUCCCUUUGGGGCAAGUCUUUUCCUGUCGUGACCACAGUUCUGAGCAGAGAGCAACUGGAUAGUACAGUACAGACUUCUCUUCAAGUCAGUCGGUCCCAGAAAGAUCUAAAACAUGAGACUCUCGGCAAGAAUUAUUCUGCUUAUAUUAUGGACUGUUUGUGUGGCAGAAGAUUGCCAAGGUCCUCCUCCAAAAAAAAAUUCAGAAAUUCUCACAGGUUCGUGGUCUGAACAACUAUAUCCAGAAGGCACCCGAGCUACCUUCAAAUGCCGCCCUGGAUACAGAACACUUGGUACUAUUGUAAAAGUUUGCAAGAAUGGAGAAUGGGUGGAUUCUAACCCAUCCAGAAUAUGUCAAAAAAAGCCAUGUAGGCAUCCUGGAGACACACCCUUUGGGUCUUUUAGCCUGAUGGUUGGAGAUGGAUUUGAGUUUGGUGCAAAGGUUGUUUAUACCUGUGAUGAAGGGUAUCAACUGUUAGGUGAAAUUGAUUACCGUGAAUGUGGUGCAGAUGGGUGGACCAAUGAUAUUCCGAUAUGUGAAGUUGUGAAGUGCUUACCAGUGACUGAACCAGAGAAUGGAAGAAUUGUGAGUGAUGCAGCAGAACCAGACCAGGAAUAUUCAUUUGGCCAGGUGGUACGCUUUGAAUGCAAUUCCGGCUUCAAGAUUGAAGGACAGAAGCAAAUACACUGCUCAGAAAAUGGCCUUUGGAGCAAUGAAAAGCCACAAUGUGUGGAAAUUUCCUGCCCGCCACCACAAGUUGAAAAUGGAGAUGGUAUAUAUGUGAAACCAGUUUACAAAGAGAAUGAAAGAUUCCAGUAUAAGUGUAAGCAAGGUUAUGUGUACAAAGAAAGAGGGGAUACCGUCUGCACGAGUUCUGGAUGGAGACCUCAGCCUUCCUGUGAAGAAAUGACAUGUACACCUCCCUAUAUUCCAAAUGGUAUUUAUACCCCUCACAGGAUUACACACAGAACUGAUGAUGAAAUCAGAUAUGAAUGUAAAAAUGGCUUCUAUCCUGCAACCCGAUCACCUGUUUCAAAGUGUACAAGCACUGGCUGGAUCCCUGUUCCAAGAUGUAGCUUGAAACCUUGUGAUUUUCCACAAAUCAAAUAUGGACAUCUGUAUGAUGAAGAAAGACAGAGACCCUACUUCCCAGUACCUAUAGGAAAGAAGUACUACUAUAAAUGUGAUGGAGGGUUUUCAACACCUUCAAGGUCAUACUGGGACUACCUUAAGUGCACAGCACAAGGGUGGGAGCCUGCAGUGCCAUGCCUCAAGCAAUGUGAUUUCCGUUAUGUGGAGAAUGGAGAAGAUCCAUACUGGUCAAAAACUUAUUUACAGGGUCAGUCUGUAAAAGUCCAGUGUUAUAAUGGUUACACUCUUCCAAAUGGUCAAGACACAAUGACAUGCACAGAGAGUGGCUGGUCCCCUCCUCCCAAAUGCAUCCGUAUCAAGACAUGUACAAAAUUAGAUAUAGAAAUUGAGAAUGGGUUUUUUUCUGAACCUGAUUUUACAUAUGCUCUAAAUAGAAAAACACAGUAUAGAUGUAAACAGGGAUAUGUAACAAACACUGGAGAAACAUCAGGAUCAAUUACUUGCCUUCAAAAUGGAUGGUCACCUCAACCCUCAUGCACUAAGUCUUGUGAUAUGCCUGUAUUUGAGAAUGCUGCAACUAAGAAUAAUAGCACAUGGUUUAAACUCAAUGACAAAUUAGACUAUGAAUGUCACGUUGGAUAUGAAAACGAAAAUAAACGUACCAAAGGCUCUAUAACAUGUACUCAUUAUGGAUGGUCUGCUAUACCCUCAUGUUAUGAAAGAGAAUGCAGCGUUCCCAUAUUAGAUCCAAGCUUAUUUGCUUAUUCCAAUAAAGAAAAAUAUACAAUUGGAGAUUUGUUGAAAUUCUCAUGCCGAACAGGACACAGAGUUGGACCAGAUUCAGUGCAAUGCUAUCACUUUGGAUGGUCCCCUAGUUUCCCUACAUGCAAAGUAGAUCAAGUAAGAUCAUGUGCACAACCUCCUGAAAUCCUUAAUGGGGAAAUUAAGGGAACAAAGAAAGUUGAAUACAGCCAUGGUGAUGUGGUGGAAUAUGAUUGCAAGCCUAGAUUUCUACUGAAGGGACCCAAUAAAAUUCAAUGUGUUGAUGGGACCUGGACAACCUUGCCUGUAUGUGUUGAGGAAGAGAGAACAUGUGGAGAGAUUCCUGAACUUGAUCAUGGCUCUGUCCAUUUUUCUGACCCUCCCUAUUACCAUGGAGUUUCAGUGGAGUUCACUUGUGCAGAAAACUUCACAAUGAUUGGACAGGGGUCAGUUUCUUGUAUUAGUGGAAGGUGGAUCCAGCUUCCUCAAUGUGUUUCAACAGAUAAACUGGAGAAGUGUAAAACACUGAGGUCAACUGACAUAGAGGCAAUUCACCCAAAUAAGAAUGAAUUUAAUCAUAACUCUAGCAUGAGUUAUAAAUGUAGAGGAAAACAAGAGUAUGAAUCCUCAAUCUGCAUCAAUGGAAAAUGGGAUCCUGAACCAAACUGUACAAGAAAAGAGGAAACAUCCUGCCCUCCUCCACCACAGAUUCCAAAUGCUCAAGUGAUUGAAACCACAGUGAAAUACUUGGAUGGAGAAAAAUUAUCUGUUCUUUGCCAAGACAAUUACCUAACUCAGGACGCAGAAGAAAUGGUGUGCAAAGAUGGAAGGUGGCAGUCAUUGCCACGUUGCAUUGAAAAAAUUCCAUGUUUCCAGCCCCCUAAAAUAAAACACGGAUCUAUUAAAUUACCCAGACCUUCAGAAGAAAUUAGAGAUUCAAAUGAGUCCAGCAGCCAUGAACACGGAACUGAAUUCAGCUAUGUCUGUGAUGAUGGUUUCAGGAUAUCUGAAGAGAAUGUGAUAACUUGCUACAUGGGAAAAUGGAGCUCUCCACCUCAUUGUGUUGGAAUUCCUUGUGGACCUCCACCUUCAAUUCCUCUUGGUAUUGUUUCUCAUGAACUAGAGAGUUACCAAUAUGGAGCAGAGGUUACAUACAAUUGUUCUGAAGGUUUUGGAAUUGAUGGACCAGCAUUUAUUAAAUGUGAAGGGGAAAAGUGGUCUGAACCACCACAAUGCAUAAAAACUGAUUGUGACGUUUUACCCACAUUUGAACCUGCCAUACUGACAAAAAAGAAAAAAAAAUCAUAUAGGUCAGGAGAACAAGUGACAUUCAAAUGUCCACCAGGUUAUCACAUGAAUGGCUCUGACACUGUGACAUGUGUUAAUGCCAACUGGACUGGACACCCAGUAUGCAAAGAUAAUUCCUGUGUGGAUCCACCACAUGUACCAAAUGCUACUAUAGUCACAAGGUCCAAGGCUAAAUAUCCAUCUGGUGACACAGUACGUUAUGAAUGUAAUAAACCUUUUGAACUAUUUGGGGAAAUGGAAGUGAUGUGUCAAAAUGGGAUUUGGACAGAACCACCGAAAUGCCAAGACUCAACAGGGAAAUGUGGGCCUCCUCCACCUAUUGACAAUGGAGACAUCACCUCCUUGUCAUUACCAGUAUAUGCACCAUUGUCAUCAGUUGAAUAUCAGUGCCAGAACUAUUAUCAACUUAAAGGAAAGAAGACAGUAACAUGUAGAAAUGGAAAGUGGUCUGAGCCACCAACCUGUUUACUUGCAUGUGUAAUAUCAGAAGAUAUUAUGGAAAGACAUAACCUAGUUCCAAGAUGGAUAGAAAAUCAAAAGAUUUAUUCCAAAUCAGGGGAGGAUAUUGAAUUUAUGUGUAAACCUGGAUACAGGAGAAAAAGAGGAUCUGCUCCAUUUCGUACAAAGUGCACUGAUGGUCACAUCAAUUAUCCUACUUGUGAAUAAAAUCACAGUACAAUUAUUAGUAAAUCUUAUGUAUGAACCUUUGUUUAAAAAUGCACAUGCAUAUUACUAAUACAGUGUCAAUUUUCAUUUGUGAUAUUGUUUAGCUAAUUUCUUCCAAUAAGUAUAUAUAUAUUUUUGUUAUAUGGUGUUUAAUUUGUAACCUUAGAGAAUGUUGCCACAAUGAAAGAGCAGUGCAUUCAAAUCUCCAAAUCCAAAAUAUAUAUUCAAGGACAAACUAUAUCAAAGCAGGAAAAUAAAUGUAAGUUCUUCAAUGUCUGUUUCUGUUCAGAACUUUUCAGUUUUUUUCUGAAUAUCCUUUGAUGUAAAGUUCUGAUUCACAGUGAGUGGAAGACAUAUUGACUCAUCUUAGCAUGAUUUCCCAAACUCAUAACAACAAAACUAUCAUUUAUAAUAUCACUAAUGCAUGUAAUUAAUUACUAUAUAUGUGUUCUGUAUCAAUAACCUAAGUAAGUUCUUGCAUAUGAACUUCUAAUAUUUUGUACAUUGUAGUAAUGAAAUAUUCAAACAAUUAUAUAAAGGAAUUAAAAAUUUCACUAGGUGUAUGAUUCUAUCAUUGUAAUAAUAUUGACAUUAAAUCCUAUAAAUAUUUGGUAUCACUUAUGAAUAGAAAAUGAGCAUUAUCGUA
Messenger RNA from Arvicanthis niloticus (Nile rat), 4474 nucleotides. RefSeq names its product complement factor H (gene Cfh). Gene Ontology annotation, biological process: complement activation. NCBI's taxonomy places the organism in Eukaryota, Metazoa, Chordata, Mammalia, Rodentia, Muridae. Gene Ontology annotation, molecular function: complement component C3b binding. The record is from RefSeq and is a predicted model, not a curated record.